This is a messenger RNA of Metopolophium dirhodum (rose-grain aphid), 1784 nucleotides long. RefSeq lists its product as uncharacterized. Lineage: Eukaryota; Metazoa; Arthropoda; Insecta; Hemiptera; Aphididae. The record is from RefSeq and is a predicted model, not a curated record. The transcript is spliced from 4 exons. The coding region runs from base 224 to 1231 and encodes 335 amino acids.
UUGGCACUUGACACAAUGGCGUGGAUUACAGAAUAACACGAUCGGAUUAUUACUUAUUAUUGUAAUAUAUUAUAUAGGUAUAGGUACCCAUUGGCCAUAAUAUAUUCAGUACCUGUAUUUUACAGUAGUAUACCUAUUAUUACUUUUUUUUUAUAGUAUUGUUCAUUAAUUGUUCGUUUUAUUGAUAUUUAUUUAAUCGCGAAUUCGUGCGGCAAACAUCAAGAUGUUUUGUUGCGGAAUAUGUAAUGCCGUAUUUACCGGAAUGUAUCCCGAAACAGUACUUGCAACUCCAUGUGGUCAUUUGUUUCAUGCUGAAUGCCUUGGCAUGUGCUUCAACAAAUUGUCAAACCUAGAAGCUAAAUGCCCAUUUUGUUCACUAUGCAUAAACCCAUCUAAAAUGAUCAAGAUACAUCUCCAAAUAGGUACAAAUUGGAAAGAUACCGCAGCAGCUUUAAAAAAACAGGCCAAUACAAGCAUCAUUAAUUUGGAUGAAUCAUUAAUGAACAACUCGAGUUGCAGAUCUGUAAUGCCGGAAAAUUGUAUAGAUUUGAACAAUUCAAGCUUUGAUGAAACUCUUGACAAUUCUGUUUUAGACUUAAUGCCCAAAUUACCGGUAUUUUAUGCCAAUACAAGCAUCGUUAAUUUGGAUGAAUCAUUAAUGAACAACUCAGUAAUGAUGGAUUUGAAGAGUCAUAGAAAAACUAUGCUUACUACUUCCCUGUCUGGUGUUAUCCUGGCAGAAGUAACGGAAAACAUUUUAUCAAUCUUGAAUCAUGUCAUAGAAAAUUCCAUAAUAGUAGGACGAUCGCUUAUGUCUGAAAAAAAAUUAAUAGACACAGCUAGGGAAACUGGGUACUCCGGCAUAAUAAUAAUACUUACGAACUUAGGGUACCCAGUUGGCAUAAGUUUUAUUGAUUUAAUACAUAAUUUAAAACUCAAUGUUACAGUAACAUCAUAUAAAUGCUUCAAUAAUAAAAAUGCUAUUAAUAAUAAGGAUACAUAUUUAACCACAAAAAAUGAACAAAAAUUAAAUGAACUUCAACAGUUUAUAUUUAAUUUUUUUUCUAAGCCUGGGGAUCUCAAAGAUUGUGUGAACAGAAUUUUAUUUCCCUGCCCUGAUAAUUGUUAUGAUAUGAAAUUUACUCAUAAUUUGGGUAAUUUAAUUAUAAGUUUUAUCAUUAAAUUGCCACUUUAUAAUAAUAACCAUGACGAUAUCAAGGCUAUCAAUUAAAUUAAAAAAAAUUCAUUAACAAUAAUGUCAUAUUGUCAUGUUAUAUUUAUAUUUUAUUUCCAUGUAGUUAUACAAAAUAUUGUUAGUAAAAUUAUUUAUUUUAAUAAUUAAUCCAACAAAAAUAUUAUUUUAAUGCUUUUUAUUGUAUAUUUUGUAUAAAACAUUUAUUUACAUUUUAUUUGUCUCACCAAAAAACAUAUUUAAAUGCCUAGCAAGAACUAUUGUUUCAAAGAAUUGUACAUCAAUCAUUAUUUUUUGUUUUACUUACAUAUUAUGUUUAAUUUUUUUUUUUAUAAAACUAUAUAUAGAGGCCCAAAUAAGAUAUGUGUAGUAUUUUAUAAGAUAAUUUUAUGUUUUGAAAGAUUUAUGAAAAUCAAUUUUUAAUAAUCAAAAUGUGCAUAGGUAUAUUAUUUAUUUAAUAUCCCCAAAAAAUAGUUUUUAAUGUUUUUUUAAACUUUGUACAAUACUCAUCUGCAUAUUGUGUGAAUAUCUGAUUAUAUUACAAUCUAAUAUUGUACUUUAUUUAUGAUAUUUCAAAUAAUAUAUUAUAUUA